AGUCAGAUGAAAUUCAGGUCUGAUGGUUGGUUAAGUGUCACACUGUUUGGUUUAGCUUGCAUAUUCUACUCAUAAUUCAGCAUUAUUUUUGUCAAAUUACAUGAUUUAUAAGUUGUAUACAACAAAAAUGGAUAAAGAAACAAACAGUUGUGAAAAUGUUAGAAAUACUAUGACUUUAGAUGUGCCAGAUGUGGGGAGUAACCGUAGAAAGAAUUGUAAGCCUGCGAAGACAAUCAAAGCUGACAAACAGGAACAGGAAUAUUACUUAGGUGGAACAUGGUUGGAUGGUGCAAUGUUACAGUCAAAAAAUCAAACGCGACAGGCCGACAGAUUUUCUGAUGAAACAAGUAGCAUUGAGACAGCUAGAAAAAGACUGAAGAUGGAACCAGAGGAGAUGUCCAUUCAUGAAGAAAUUGAUGACGGACAAUUUAAUGUAGAACUAGACAAACAAGAAAAACAAAAAAUGGACAAGUGCGAAGAGAGAACAGUUUAUGUAGUAUCUUGCUGUUCUAAUUGUUUGAUCCUAAAGAAAGAAAUUAAAGAGCUAAAAGCUGAAUUAGAAAGAAUUAAAAAAGAUGCUAUACCAGUUCCUAAUCAAAGUGUUGUAGACUAUUUUCAAGCUGUUAUAAACACAUGUGGAAAAUUACCAAGUUCAUCUACUUACAAAGAACACAGCACGCCACUAGAAACAUUAAGUCCACCUCCUCCUCAACAGCAAGUACAACUUGUAAAAGAUUGUGCUCUCUUUAUGGAAACAAAUGUUCUACUUGAAUGCCUAACAUCGGCUAGAGAAGAUCCGUUGCAGCUUCUUCGCAAUAUCAUUAGAGCGACGUUCACCCCAAAUCAACUGAUUGAAGCUGGAGGAUUAGGUCUAAGAAGAGGUCACUCCAAAAAACCUCCCCUGGAUGCAAAUAUUUGUCAAACACUAAAAACCUACAUAUUCAACUGGUGCUACAAAUAUGGGAAAUCAGUCCCUAAGGAAAGAGAUCUCAAUCGAUGUUUUGCUGAUACAAUAACGUAUGCAAGAAGGCAAGCAACUCGGGAAGAAGAAAGAAACAGACAAGGGCAUUUUUCAGCGUCACAGCGUGACAUUUUAACAGAAAUUUCUUCACUUAAAGUAGAUUAACAAAAAUAAUUUACCUUUGGUGGACAAAACUGGCACCUAAUAUAGGCAGACCCAGAGUACAAUAUAAGAAUUGACUAAACAUUUGACGAUUUGUCUAAGACUAUUGUACAAAAAUGCUGUAUUUUUUUUUUUGAUGAAUUAACAAAUUAUGCAAAAAAAUUACUCUAAAAUAAGUACAGUUAAUUAUAUUUUUUUAAUUAAAACCACAAAGUUUGAAUACUUUUUUUAAUUUUCUUCUUUUAAUAGCUUACAAAAACAUGUGCCAAAAAUCACUGCUCUAGACAGACUUGGCAAAUUAUGUAUCAAUAUGGACUUUUGAUUUUCUGAGCACAGAUCUUUGUGUACAUGAAUUCGUUUAAUAAAAAACAAAAUCACUGAA
Molecule: messenger RNA, 1505 nt
Organism: Anneissia japonica
Lineage: Eukaryota; Metazoa; Echinodermata; Crinoidea; Comatulida; Comatulidae
Exons: 5
Coding region: 101-1126 (341 amino acids)
Source: RefSeq, a predicted model, not a curated record